GGGAAAUUUGUCUUGGCUGCAUCUUCGGUGCAACAUCAGCAGCCGUCAUCCUCGAAGGAGCCUGUGGCUGAAAUGUAGGGCUGCAUCAUGCGCCACGAUAAUGGCGCAUAGGAAAGGUUCCAGUCUUGGUGUGAUAUGUCGUGCUUGGAGCGUUCAACUAUCAUGAAUUCUUGGGACUUUCGGAUUUUCAGCGUUGAUGUGUGUACAUGACUCUCUUCGCUCUCAUGCGUGCAACCUCUCUGGGCUUUCUACUCGCAGGAUUUGGUCAAUCGAGGGCACAGUGGGGUUCUCGGGGUCAUUGCCAUGGCGUGAAAUGGCUCCACCGUCCUCAUGACUGUUGUUCGAGAUACCCCCACCAGUAGCACCUGCGACUAGCCAGCCCACAUCAGGAUGGAUAGCAAAUGAGUCGGGGACAUGUGUCGGACAGGAAAUCGGGCUGCUGCAGGGUAUCUUGUCAGAAAAAAGCGGGUUAUAUGAGGAUCUGAGGAGGUCAAGGUAAAGGAAACAGGUAUAAAUACAGCCAUCUCUCGUCCUCGAGAUCAUCCAGAUCAACAACCUUUCAAAGUUCACCAUCUCCAUUCAUAAUGAGCUUCCACGCCUCCGCUACCAGCAUCGAGCUUGAAGAUGGCCACAUCCUGAAGGCCACUCUCCGCAACGAGGAAGGCGAUGAGGUCGAGUCGGAGUUGGACCUGAACGAUAUUAUCGGCAAUAACAACGGAUCGUUUGAAUGGGGAGGCGAGAACUUCCAGGAUAGCGCUGAUGAAAUUGAGUUCACUCGCGAGGAACGAGAUGAGGACGAGCCAAUCCCGGUGCUUCGAGCCAGCUUGGGUAACCUUGAUGGGGAGAAUGUGCCUGCAGAUAUCAAUCUGGCGGAGCGCAUCACGAACGAGAAUGGACAUCUGAAGUUUGUUUAGCCUUCUUGCACUGGAGGUUUUCAGUCAGCUGUGAGACCUAUUACUAUCAUCAAUCAAUAUAUUCUCUUAACCCUGGUAUCAUGCGAAACA
Messenger RNA from Penicillium subrubescens, 1004 nucleotides. Its product is annotated as CVNH domain-containing protein. The coding region runs from base 585 to 914 and encodes 109 amino acids. Lineage: Eukaryota; Fungi; Ascomycota; Eurotiomycetes; Eurotiales; Aspergillaceae. The record is from RefSeq and is a predicted model, not a curated record. The transcript is spliced from 2 exons.